AUAUAGGCUUCACUGACCGGAUGACAUUCACACAGUGUUUAGCAGGACAAGACUCCACGUGUGAAGGACUGAGAGACGGAGAGAAAGAGUGAGGAGAGAGCGCCUUGGGGAGACUUGUACCACACCAGAGCUCUGUGGAGGUUGGGACAGCCCUGAGGGGACACCUGAGACCUAAGGAGACACCUCCUGAAGUAGGGAGUGAGCAGCACCCCAUGGGAAACGGAGUCAGAGGAACACCCGACAACAACCUGCUGUCGCUCCUCCUCUCCUCGCAACCGGCUCUCAUCCCCUUCUCCUCCUCCUCCUCCUCUUCCUCCUCCUCCUCCUCCUCCAUCCUCACUCCCUCUCUCAUUUGAUCCCAUCCCUCACUCCGUGCGCAGGAGAGGGAGAGCGUGCGCUAAGAGAAGCAGAGUCUGGAAGAUAUCCAAGACCGGGUGACGAAGGAAGUGAAAGAGUGAACGAGACAGAGAGCAGGAAGCAGCGAUGGCCCUGUCCCUGUCCUGGUACCUCAGUGCCGCUUUGGCGUUGUUUUGUGGCUCUUCGUGGCCCCAGGCGCACUCGGCCCUGGCGCCGGAGAAUGAGGUGCCGCUUCGUCCGACUACAUGGUUACCAGAAGGAAAGAUCACCUCUGUAACUCUCCCCAAAGGACGAACUCGCAGGCUAUACUUUACACUGAAGAAGAAGGCUUCGGCGAUGUCGGUGACUGUCAGCCCCUGUGACGUCCCCAUCGAAUGGAGCUUGGCCGCCCGCACGCUGAAGGACAAACCCCUGAAGACCCUGCAGUGGAGCACCAAAAAGAGUACGCCCGAGGUGUGGUGGCAAGGCCCCGGGACUGAGGAGAAAAGGCACAGCUUCACAGGCAACACCGUGGACACCUACAGGGGUCCCUCUCACCCCCAUGCUUCCAUCUACAUUGUGAGGCUUCGCUCCAAACAGCAGAACACUCGAGCUACCGUGUAUCUCCGUGAAGGCUUGGGGACCUCAGGUGCAUUCCCUUUGCUCCCAGUAGACCCUCGAGUCCACACGCUAGGUGUCGGCAUGACCAGUGUCACCCUCAGCUGGGUGCCCAGUGCCUCCAUAACCAGCCUCCCGAACACACAGAAAAGUUAUGAUUACUGCGUCCUCGUCAACUCUCAGCAAAACUACCCCAGCCUCUGUGCUGCGCGAGAGAGCUUGAGGAAAGAAAAAGAUCAGAAACAAGAAAAGAAGGAGGGGAGGAGGAGAGUGACGGCCUGGCCGAUUUUGAAAGAGUGGUGGUGGCGGCAGUGGGACUCUUACGCUGAACCCCAGAAUGCACCUUCUUCCCUCACCGAUGAGUAUGGUGAUCUCAAGUGUGUGUGUCAGGGCACAGAGAACGUUUGUACUGUCUCUGAGCUCCUGCCCGACACCCAGUAUUACUUUGACGUCUUUGUGAUAGACAAGCUGAAUGGGACCAGCAUGCCGUACAAGGGGACAUUUGCUCGAACGCACGAGGAGGCUCGGGCGGCGAUCACCACGCUAAGAGAAGGGGAGCUGAGGUGGGUGACCUUCAAUGACAGAGACUCCAACUCAGAGCAGUUCUUCAGUUUCCGUCCUCGGGGCUUGCAGCAAAGUGGUCUCCUCACCCUGCAGAGCUGCGGUGGAGGCGAAAAGGUCAAGGUCACGGUGUCCAGUAAAGGUCAUGUGCUGACCUCCCAGGCUGUGGGGGGAGAUUUAGCCCACAUUUGGCUGCAGGGAAGUCCUUCUUAUCUCAUCCACUUGGAGAGAGAAGGAAUUAGCAAAGGCCAUAUCUCUGCUGCUACACACCCAGCUCUACCUGGAGGUCUGAUGGCUUCAGUCAAAAUGCAGACCUCCUCAGCCUACCACCGCAGAGAGGUCCCAUCUUUGCCAUCCACUUUACAGAUAAAAUCCUUCAACCGGUUGCGCGGUUGCAACAGUGUCACCCUGGCCUGGAUGGGCACAGAGGAAAGAAGCCUAUACUGUGUGUACCGAAGGAAGCUUGGAAACAGCGAUGCAAAGGAUGGAGGAGUAUCAGCUAUGACUGCACCGUGUCUGGGGCCAGAGUCCCGCUCUGACACUGAGAGGGUUCUCUGCAAGUAUUUCCAGGAGCUGAAUCCUCGACGGGCCGUCACUACAGCAGUGAUCGGGGGCCUGGAGCCAGGAACGGCCUAUGUGUUUGAUGUCUAUCUAAUGAGACGCUGGGGGAUCCCUAUCAAGUACGCCAGCAAGACGGUGAAGACCAGAAAGGAAUGCUGAGCUGCCGCCCUCUACAGGAGGUUUUUAGACUGUCCCUGUCAAGGGGGGAAAUGCUUAGGCCAUGGACAUGCUGUAAAGACUGACCAUGUGAACGAAGCCAUUUGACUGUUGUGGAGAGACUGUUACCAUACCAAGGAAAUAUUCCCUAUGGAGGAGCAAUGGUUUUAUCGAAACUCCACUUGCGGUAUCCAUGCAGGUGGAUGGAAGGCUGUGAGAAGGAUGUGUACACCAGCAAAAGUUGAUAACAUUUACAGGACAACUCUCGUGCUUUUGUCAUUUUGUUUGUCAUUGUUGAUCAUGAUAAUGAUGUGCCAGUUGUCCAAGUGCUUAUUUUGUGUGUGUGAGUACAAAGGACAGAUGAGGUUUGUGAUGAUGACAGAAAGUCGAUACAAAAACAACAACAGAGACUGUGCCAAAUAUGCAGCAGAAACAGAUGGGGCAGUAAUUGGAUAACAUCUGAGAUGGGGGGGUUGCAGUGUAUAUCUCCACUGCCGCCUACUGCAUAUUGUACAGGCUUAUAAACACAGAUGGGUGCAAUCUACAGAUGCUUAGUUCAAAGUCAGUGUGUAUCUUUGUGUUCUGCUUUAGCAUGAAGCAGUGAAAAAAUACUUAGUGACUUGCCUCAUUGUCUUUGAUGUAUUCUUGUGCUGCUUCAAACACA
Messenger RNA from Scatophagus argus, 2896 nucleotides. It is a transcript of the gene ndnfl, whose product is annotated as neuron-derived neurotrophic factor, like. Gene Ontology annotation, molecular function: protein binding. Lineage: Eukaryota; Metazoa; Chordata; Actinopteri; Scatophagidae. The coding region runs from base 484 to 2235 and encodes 583 amino acids. The record is from RefSeq and is a predicted model, not a curated record. Gene Ontology annotation, biological process: extracellular matrix organization. The transcript has 4 exons.